AUGGUAGCUUUAAACGAAGUGAUCAUCGCUGUUCUGGAUGGAAUUCAACCAGACGCGUUUGGCGGUGAUGAGGUAGAACGUCUGAAAGUACGUUCCGCUGCACGUCGACUGCUUGCCAGAGUGGAAACCCCCUAUGAACGUGCAUGGGGUUUCUGUUUCGAGCAUCCUGCAGUCUUUGCUGCCCUGCAGACAUGCAUCGAUCUGGGACUCUGGAAGUCCUGGACUUCUAUUGGAGGCGGGGAGAAAUCGAUCGAAGAAUUGGUCGGUUUGACGAAACCCACUAUCGAGACAAACCUACUUCGUCGAUUAUUCCGCCUGCUGGCAGCUUUCAACGUGGUUGAAGAGACGGGAGAAGAUACAUUCAAGCCGACUCCAUUCUCAUUUGCUAUUGGUGAUGAAAGUACCAAGGUGCGAGCUUCACUUGAAGCAGCCACACACCAAUACAUCGCAUCUGGUCAGAAUCUACCAGGCUACCUAGCCAAGACUUCAUACAAAGAGCCGACCGAUAUCAACGUCAAUAACUACUCAGACUCUGAUCCAGACGGAUUCAACUUCUUCGGUCGGUUACAGGCAAGUCCCACAUACUUUGAAGCAUUCACAGGGCACAUGGAAGCAUGGACAACAUGGAAGACACCUUGGACCAACGUAUAUGACACAACCCAGCUACUAGAGGGUGCGAACCUAGACAAUGGCUCUGCUCUCGUGGUUGAUGUUGGUGGAAACACAGGCAUCGACAUUUCACAUGUACUAGCCGCACAUCCAGAUCUCCCAGCUGGGUCGUUGGUUCUGCAAGACCUUCCUGAGAUCAUUGCCAAAGCCAAGGUGGAUAGAAGAAUCACAGCGAUGACUCAUGACUUUUUCUUACCACAGCCUGUUAAAGGGGCUCGAGCCUAUUUCAUGCACGCGGUUCUCCAUGAUUGGCCCGAUGAGAAGGCUAAAGAGCUACUUGGUAACACCCGCGAUGCGAUGGUGAAGGGUUACUCAAAACUCUUCAUAUAUGACAUUGUCCUGCCGCCCACUGGGGCGAGCAUUAGUCAAACGACUAUGGACGUGCAGAUGAUGACAUUGCUCGCGGCGGCCGAGCGAACGGAGAGUGAGUGGAAGCAACUUUUGACUGAUUCUGGUCUCAAGAUUUGCAAAUUUUGGCCUGAUCCUCAACAGUAUGAGAUUAUCAUUGAAGCGGAGAUUGUAUAG
Molecule: messenger RNA, 1194 nt
Organism: Penicillium verhagenii
Lineage: Eukaryota; Fungi; Ascomycota; Eurotiomycetes; Eurotiales; Aspergillaceae
Exons: 4
Coding region: 1-1194 (397 amino acids)
Molecular function (GO): O-methyltransferase activity
Source: RefSeq, a predicted model, not a curated record